This is a messenger RNA of Periophthalmus magnuspinnatus, 1762 nucleotides long. RefSeq names its product homeobox protein Hox-A7-like. The transcript is spliced from 2 exons. The coding region runs from base 615 to 1235 and encodes 206 amino acids. Gene Ontology annotation, biological process: anterior/posterior pattern specification; regulation of transcription by RNA polymerase II. The record is from RefSeq and is a predicted model, not a curated record. Lineage: Eukaryota; Metazoa; Chordata; Actinopteri; Gobiiformes; Gobiidae. Gene Ontology annotation, cellular component: nucleus. Gene Ontology annotation, molecular function: RNA polymerase II cis-regulatory region sequence-specific DNA binding; DNA-binding transcription factor activity, RNA polymerase II-specific.
UAUAGACUUUGGACAGAAAACAUUACACACAGACGCAGCACAGCAUUUAUGACAUUUGAACUGAUUACAGUCUAAAACAAUUAGGAACUAUAUGUUAAAGUAAAAGUGUGAUUUAAAUUGUUAGAUUUUCAUUAGGGUUUCUGUUUUGGCUUUGCCCUGAAAGAAACCUUCAGAAUGCUGACGGUUUUAUGGCGCACAGUUAAAGUGGAUGGAGGGCCUUUUGGGCUUUCUAAUUUUAACGUGCUCAAAUAUUUCACUAAUGUACGACAUAAAUACAAUAUGUGAACUUUAUCGAUUUGAAUGUAGUUAAAACAAUUAUUAUGAACGGAAGAUUUGCCGCGUUAUUCUGACUCAUAAUGCGGGUAUGUUUGUGUGUGUGUGUGUGUGCGCGUUUGGGGACGUGAGAAUUUUUCCAAGCGCCAUAAAGGAAAUCACUUCUAGCUCUCCGAUUGGUCCGAAGUGUGCAGGCCCGGGUCAUGUGACUGCGUUCUUUUGGCCGUGGAGUAAAAUGGCUCCCGCGUAAAUCUCAGCUGUAUUGCCGUCGUAUAUCACUGCACCUCGUAAAAACGACACUGAGGAUUCUGGCCCAACAAAUCAGGCACUCGCAGCUAAAUAUGACUUCUUAUAUUGUGGACGGGGUUCGGCCGGCUCUGUUCCCACACAGGGCUGAGCGCGCUGUUCACGGCUGCAGCUCCGUCAGUUCCGCCGCUGUUGCAUUUGCAGGAUUCUAUGGAGGGCGGAAUGGCGCGUACUUGGGGCCGAUGGUCAGUCCGAGCUGCAUUGGCCAGAGCCGAGAGAGUGACCACCAGAACCUUUCCGCACAGGCAUCGGACCAGCAGCACCUGAUGUACCCGUGGAUGGCACUGUCAGAUCCAAGCAGAAGACGCGGAAGGCAAACCUAUUCCAGACACCAAACCCUGGAGCUGGAGAAGGAGUUCCACUUUAGCCGGUACCUGACGCGCAGGAGGCGGGUAGAGGUGUCCUGCACACUGGGCCUCACCGAGACACAGGUCAAAAUCUGGUUCCAAAACCGCAGGAUGAAGUGGAAGAAAGAACAUCAUCAAAACUCUUCCUCCAGCCCAGAAUGUAGUCCCGCGGACUCGCACGGGGAGACAAGGGCGCACAGUGGUUCUAUGGCGGAGGAGUCAGCUGAUCGUAGGAUACAAGGGACUACGAGACAAGGACAAAGGGAGCAGGCAGACAGGGGAAACACUGUGUUAGUUAAAAUGUGUUAGGAAUGGCGCAUUAUUGCACUAGAGCUGCUUGUGCGUAAUUGGAAUGGUAAAGGUAUCGAUCCAUUUGAAUGAAUAGCUCCAAUUGAAGGACCAAUAACCAUUAGUACUCCAUUCACACCCACGCACCUUAGUAAGUGCCUCCACGACUGAAAACACAUUGCAUUAGUAAAGUACCUAACGCAUUUACAUUCUGGCUAACAUCAAUUUAAUUCGUACAAAUGAAUGUGACGUAGAGAUUCAGACUAACAAUAACGUGCCUUUCUGUUUACGCACGGGUGUGUAUGUUUUAAUACCAGACCGUGAUGUGCCUUAUACUUUUCGAAUGUGAUAUUAGUAAUGCAGUAAACAUUAACCACGUAACUGUGUUAAACUGGAAGAUUAAUGAACAGUGUGCACUUGUUUCUGAGGUCUGUGUUGAAUAAAUGCGUAAAAAAACAUUCUCUUUCUAUGGGCUGAUAAAAAGGCUGUUUUUGGCACUUGACUCCACACUGGAUAUCGUUGUAUGCUACUCAGAUAAUGCUAUGUAA